Messenger RNA from Nymphalis io (European peacock), 1081 nucleotides. RefSeq lists its product as uncharacterized. The coding region runs from base 45 to 1058 and encodes 337 amino acids. The transcript is spliced from 4 exons. Lineage: Eukaryota; Metazoa; Arthropoda; Insecta; Lepidoptera; Nymphalidae. The record is from RefSeq and is a predicted model, not a curated record.
ACUAUACCUUUACGUUAACCAUAGAGCCGCAUUAACACAUCAACAUGAAACGAGGCGGACUCAUCUUAAUAACGUGUCUCCUACAAACCGUUUUAGGAGUUAAGGUCAAAGUAAUAAUGCAUUCUGAUCAAGAAGACUCGAGAGUUGAGGAAGAUGAAACGCAAACUGAGUCAUGGGACUCGAGGAAGAAAGUCGAAAUAACUAUGCUGCCGUUCCUAAAGAAAUCCCACAGGGCCAAGCAAAUAGAUUUUGAGGACGAGAAACUAACUGAGAAGCCAAAGCAGAUGCAUCCGAACGAAAUGUUGUUCCCGUUAAUAUAUCGUCAGAAUCAUAUAAACAGCAUGUUCAAGUUCGGCGAGAAUUGGUACACUUGGUCGACCGAGAAACGGACGGACGGGUCGAAGGCAGUUAAUUAUUACAUUUGUUACGAUGAACCGAAGCACUGCGACGAAAUUGGAUGGGAGCGAACGGACACAAUACCAAAAUGCGCGUUCCAAAUAGAGGCGCUCACUCCUGACGACCGCGCCUGUAUCAACGGCUUCGGUGUCGAGUCUCACACUAACUCCGCAUGCGACGGUGGAGAACAAAUGAAGGUAAGUGAGAUAGUACGCUCGUGCGGGCCAAGGAUCCGUUCGCUAUGGCGCUUCAUACGCGUAGGACGCCGACCCACCAGCGCUGUUAAACCAGCCGACGUCAACUCGCUCGUCUGUGAGGACGAAGACGAAUGCUAUCUCAGUGUAGAAUAUAGGAUUCAUCACGACAGAAUAACAUUCUCGCUGCACGAACCCAGCCGUGGCCAGACGUUCAAGAGUGCUUUAAAACGUGAUAUUAUGAGCGAAGACAAUAAGGCGACUGUCAUAGAAAGCCAUACGAAAUCCGCACAUAGAGGAAAAAAAGUAGAAAUCACGAAGAAUAAGAAAAACCACAUGAGGACCAGAAAAGUAGCGGAAGGGAAGGGGGUAGUGAAGGAAAGAGAUAAUUCAGAAUACACCAACCGGAGGCAGGAAAAGAAUAAAAUUAAAAUAAGAGAGGACAUUUCUGAAGAUGUAUCUGAAUAAAAUUUAUAAUAAAAACUAAUAUU